AUGUCGCAUCAAUCCAGAUGGCGCGGGCCUUCCCGUCAGUCCUCGCAACGUCAGCCGGGCAAUGGAAACCGCCAUCAAGGUGGUGGUCGAGGUGGAAACUCAUCAUGGAAUGCCAAUGUCUCUGCCGGAAAUGCUCAUGCAUCUGCGCAAGACCAACAUGUGCCUGUCCGGGGGUUCAACGCCAUGGAGGCCAAAAACGUGCUGAAGGAAGGUAAACAUGAGUUCUAUUGCGCCUCCCGAUGCUGUCCUACAAGGGAGACAGAUUCGAGACCAACCUUCUACAAGCCCUCCGCAAAGGAUAUCGCUGCCCAGAAGUCAUCCAACAGCCCAUGGGGUUCAAAACCAAAUCUUAUGGCGAACGGAAAGGACUUUUGGCUCGAAUUGCGCAAGCAAGUCACUGCUCUCCAACGGGGCGGCAGUGGCAGUGGCAGUAGUGGGCCUCCCGUAGGCGGUUGA
Molecule: messenger RNA, 456 nt
Organism: Penicillium diatomitis
Lineage: Eukaryota; Fungi; Ascomycota; Eurotiomycetes; Eurotiales; Aspergillaceae
Exons: 3
Coding region: 1-456 (151 amino acids)
Source: RefSeq, a predicted model, not a curated record